ACGUUUGGCUAAUCAAUUUCAUCUUAGAACAGCAACACAGUUGCCGCACUUUACCAACAAAUCCAUCGACAAAACUUGAAAUUUUAUCCUACAUGGAAUCUUGUUUCUUUGAUUACCCAACUCCUGAAUUUUCCCCACAAUCAUCCUUUGCUUCUUCAUCGCUUGAACCUUUUUCUUGGGAUAACCUUCUUUUCACUCAUAAUUCUCUUCCUUUUAAUAUUCAUGACCCCGGCGAAAUGUUGUUUCUUGACGUUCCAGCUGAAGGAACUAAAGAAUCAAUUUCCGACUCCAAUAAUUCCGGCGAUGGAGUUAAUAACAAAGAAGAUCACGAGGUGACUUCAACUGCGCCCAGAGUUGAAGAGUCUUCUUCCUCAAACUCAAACUCCAAGAAGGAGAAGGCUUAUAGAGGCGUUAGAAAGAGGCCAUGGGGGAAAUACGCAGCGGAGAUAAGGGACUCAACGAGAAAUGGAGUGAGAGUUUGGUUAGGCACCUUUGAUUGUGCGGAGGCGGCGGCUUUAGCUUAUGACCAAGCAGCAUUUUCAAUGCGUGGUUCAUUAGCUACCCUUAAUUUUCCGAUUGACAUGGUAAAAGAAUCACUUCAUGAAAUGAAGUACCGUUGUGAGGAAGGUUGCUCGCCGGUUGUGGCUCUAAAAAGACGACACUCGAUGAGAAAGAAAUCAUCAUCAUCAAGUAAGAAAAGUUGUAAAAAUAGGACAGAAGUUGUAGGGUCACAAAAUGUGGUGGUGCUUGAAGAUUUAGGAGCUGAUUAUCUUGAACAACUUUUGAGCUCAUGUGAAAGUGGUGCUUCUCCUAAUUGGUGAAGCAUCAUCAUCAGUGCACUAGAUUCCUUUGGUUUAUUUUUAAUUAGUAUUUAUCUGUUUUUAAACUAUUGACGGUGUCUUGGUGGGGUUAGACCAAUCUGGUUUUAAUGUAUUACCCAUUUUUUUCUUAUUUCUUCAUGUGUUUGUUUUUUUGUAAAGUUUCAAAAGCAAAGGUGUAUAAAAAGUUGCACUGUCUUGUCUAACUCCAUUAUUGCAGUCUAUAAUAAAUAUUAAAAUAUUGAACUCUUUUUGGCCGA
This is a messenger RNA of Pistacia vera, 1078 nucleotides long. Its product is annotated as ethylene-response factor C3-like. The transcript has a single exon. Gene Ontology annotation, biological process: regulation of DNA-templated transcription; ethylene-activated signaling pathway. NCBI's taxonomy places the organism in Eukaryota, Viridiplantae, Streptophyta, Magnoliopsida, Sapindales, Anacardiaceae. The record is from RefSeq and is a predicted model, not a curated record. The coding region runs from base 93 to 821 and encodes 242 amino acids. Gene Ontology annotation, molecular function: DNA-binding transcription factor activity; DNA binding.